AUGCGAAACGCGACCUCCACCACAACGUUCCUGACCGCGGGUACCCCAAUGUCGGAACACUUGUUGUAUGACCAAUUCAUGUCAAUCUUCAUCGGUUCCUUGAACAAGGAGUGGUCUCCAGUUAUUCCGCUGCUCUAUGGGAUGAAGGCCUCGGCGGAAAUCAUUGCUUUCGUGAUAAUGCAUGCGUCUCGCACAGCCAGCCGUGUCCUGGCACAGUCGAACAGCACCCAAGCUCUUGCUGCAAAUCUCAGGGAUCGCAAGAUGCGCCGUGCUGCCCAUCAAAACCUGACCUGCACAAACUCACAGUGUGGAGCCCAGGGUAAACGGGGAAAUACCAUUGCCGACUGCUUCUGGCCUGGAGGUGGAAAGGUGGGCCAAUGGCCAUCUUGGUGGAAGGGAAAGCGCAACGGACCAGCCGCUAACAUUGUCGACACUUAUGUCCUCGCCACAUGGAGCAUCCCGGCAGCUACUGUCAAUGUCUAUGACAGUGCUGGAACUCAGCAGAUUGACUUUGGCGGCAAGAAAGCCUUUGCGUCGCCAGAGUCGCUGAUGGGCUGGAGCGAAGCGACCGGGUCAACGAUGUCCAUGAUUGUGCCAACUAGUGGGAAUUGUGCCACUGCAACCUCCAUGGGGUAUCUCCGUUCCGAUGCUUCCUUUAGCGAGAUCGAGGCGGCCUCCGUGUCGGAGUUCGAGGUCAUCAGCAAUCUGCACAAGUCAAGCAAUGUCAGCAACAACAAAGAUCCCGUGUAUGUCCCAAACGGGACUAAGCCCGUCGCUUAUGGGUCUUGCGAGGCAGAGGUUGCAGCUAUCCUGACUGGAGGACAGCCAUAUCCAGGGGAAACCGAUGUCGUUUGUGAUUGCUUUGUUGUCUUCUGGAGCAGCGGGAGUGAGCACAUGGUCAUGGAUACAGCUUUAGAGCGCGAUACGCCAUUCCCGUCGGACUGGAUUGACGGAGAUGAUUUGGUGGUCGAUUUCGAAGAAUGGUAUGCAACACACCUCUGCCCACAAAUCUCUGUCCCUCCCGUCCUUAUCAAUGCCGCCAUCGCCGAAAUCCCGUAUCUUGUUGUCGCGGAUUCUGCUGCUACCGACCAUUGCUUCUACCAGCAUGAGGACUUUGCCUAG
Mycena citricolor is the source of this 1122-nucleotide messenger RNA. The record is from the annotation of a GenBank genome assembly. NCBI's taxonomy places the organism in Eukaryota, Fungi, Basidiomycota, Agaricomycetes, Agaricales, Mycenaceae.